AUGUCAGGAAAACAGCUGUAUCAAAAUAACAAUCCAAUCGCUACAUCGUCUAAGGACAUAGACAUUCCGCAAAAUGGCCAGAACUCGUCCUCGCUCACAGAUCGCUCCCACUUGACAAGAAAUCGCCAGAAUUCCAACCUCACCAACGCAUCACGUCCACCAGCCGCCGGCCCAAGCACCACCCCCAAAAACCCAACCAAUCCACCCGAGAUCCUCAAACUCCCCCUCGUUCCCAUUAUCCCAGGUCCAGACCCCGAAAAAUGUCCCAAGUUCAUGGAUUUCCGCGAAAUCGACUCCCCAUUUCCAAACGAGAUAUAUUGUCCGGCGGGUCGACACGAGCCCUGCAACUUUGCUAGACCUAAGGAGGAUUAUGCUGUGCGUGCUAAGUCGUUCACGAGUGCGGAUACGUUAAUUGCUCAUUUGAAGGGGGCGCAUGGCAUUUUGCCGUUGGGGAAGGAAGGGACUUUUACGUGCGAGGCGAUUGGUUGUAAGGGGCGGUUUUGGUUUGAUUGGGAUUUGAGGAAGCAUCAGAGGGAGACGAGGCAUAGAGAUUGGUGGUGA
Messenger RNA from Glarea lozoyensis ATCC 20868, 561 nucleotides. RefSeq lists its product as uncharacterized. The record is from RefSeq and is a predicted model, not a curated record. The transcript has a single exon. The coding region runs from base 1 to 561 and encodes 186 amino acids. Lineage: Eukaryota; Fungi; Ascomycota; Leotiomycetes; Helotiales; Helotiaceae.